AUGGCGGUUCAGAAAAAACACGGAAAAGGUCGUUUGGAUAAGUGGUAUCACUUGGCUAAGGAGAAAGGAUACCGAGCAAGAGCUGCGUUCAAGCUUGUCCAAUUGAACAAGAAAUAUGGCUUUCUGGAAAAGAGCAAGGUUCUUCUGGAUUUGUGCGCUGCGCCUGGUUCCUGGUGUCAAGUAGCUGCAGAGUGCAUGCCCAACCAGAGUAUCAUCGUCGGUGUUGAUCUUGCCCCCAUUAAGCCAAUUCCUCGAGUUAUUUCAUUCCAGAGCGAUAUCACCACGGACAAAUGUCGCGCGACAAUUCGAUCUCAUCUCAAACACUGGAAAGCAGACACGGUCCUGCACGAUGGUGCGCCAAACGUCGGUACCGCGUGGGUUCAGGAUGCGUUCUCCCAGGCAGAACUGGUCUUGCAAUCCAUGAAGUUGGCUACGGAGUUCCUGGCUGAGGGCGGUACCUUUGUCACCAAGGUUUUCAGAUCGAAAGACUACAACGCUCUGAUUUGGGUCUUCAAGCAACUGUUCGCGUCCGUCGAAGCCACCAAGCCCCCGUCUUCGCGAAAUGUCUCGGCAGAAAUUUUCGUCGUUUGCCGUGGAUUCAAGGCAGCGAAGCGUAUCGACCCGAAGUUCCUCGACCCCAAGCAUGUCUUUGCGGAACUGGCUGAUCCCACUCCGAACUACGAGGCGAAGGUUUUCGACCCCGAAAAGAAGAAACGAAAGCGGGAAGGUUACGAGGAGGGUAAUUACACUCAGUUCAAAGAGAUCCCGGUUACCGAGUUCAUCAACACUAUCGACCCCAUCGCUAUUCUCGGAGAAUACAACAAGCUUAGUUUCGAUCAGGCACCGGCAGGAGACCUCGCCAUGGCUACUUUGAAUCGACUUGAGGAGACCACUGAUGAGAUUCGCGCAUGCUGUGAGGAUUUGAAACUCCUGGGAAAGAAGGAAUUCCGGAACCUGCUCAGAUGGCGACUGAAGGUUAGGGAGAAGUUUGGUCUUGUCGUUAAGAAGGGUCCUCGUAAGCCUGAGGAGCAGACCGAAGAAGUGGCGGAGGUUGCUCCUAUGGAUGAUGAACUCGCAAUCCAGGAGGAACUACAUCGUCUAACAGAAAAAGAAAGCGCGGCGAGAAAGAAAGAGCGGAGAAAGGAAAACGAAAAGAAGCGCAAGGAGAUCGUCCGGAUGCAGAUGCACAUGACAACGCUUAUGGAAAUUGGUAUGGAGCAGCUGGGUCCAGGAGGAGACGAUGCAACCUUCUCCCUCAAGCGUGUCGACAGAGAGGGAGCGAGAGAUGCAAUUGCAUCGGGAAGACAGGCCAUAGUUGAGAGCGAGAGUGAAGAAUCUGACUCUGAUUCUGAAUCCGAGACCAGCGAUGAUGACGGAGACCGGUUGGAGAGAGAGCUUGACAACUUGUACGAGCAAUACCAGGACCGUCAGGAAGAACGUGAUUCGAAAUUGCGCGCUAAGAAGGCACGAAAGGAGUACGAAGCCGACGAAUGGGACGGCUUUUCGGACUCUGACAAGGAAGGAAGCGAUGGCGAAGCCGAAGAAGAGGGUUCGGACGCUGAAGCUGAGAGCACCCCUGGUAACGCGUCCAAGUCCAAAGCGUUGUCCAACAACGCGGCCAUGUUCUUUGACCAAGACAUUUUCCAGGGCCUAGGUGACGAAGAUGUGGAAGAUGAGGACAGCGCAGACGAAAAGCAGGAGGACGAGGAACCUAAAGAGGAGGUGAAAUCGAAGAAGCAGAAGGCCAAGGAUGCAAAGAAGCAGGAGCAGGAGCAAGCUGCGCAAGAGUCUGAUGAAGAGGUUGAAGAGCCUGAGGAUCCCAGGAAGGGCAAUGGCCAGCUUGAUAUCGAUAUCAUUACUGCAGAAGCUAUGGCACUAGCGCAGUCAAUGGCCACCGGCGAGAAGAAAUCCUCAGACCUCGUCGACGACGGAUACAACAAGCACGCCUUCCGCGAAGUCGAAGGUCUUCCGGACUGGUUCCUCGACGACGAGAACAGACACGCCAACCCCAACCGCCCCAUCACCAAGGCCGCUGCGGCCGCGAUCAAGGAGAAAAUGCGUGCCAUCAACGCCCGCCCCAUCAAGAAGGUGAUGGAAGCGAAGGGCCGCAAGAAGAUGAGGGCUGCGACGAGAUUGGAGCGUCUGCGCAAGAAGUCGUCAUUGCUGGCGGAGGACGACGCGCUCAGCGAACGGGACAAGUCGGCAGCCAUUACGGCGAUGAUGGGCAAGGCGGCCAAGAAGAAGCCCAAGCAGCAGGCAAAGCUUGUUGUUGCCAAGGGAGCCAACCGUGGUAUCUCUGGCCGUCCUCGUGGAGUGAAGGGCAAGUACAAGAUUGUGGAUUCGCGUAUGAAGAAGGAUAUCCGGGCUCAAAAGAGGCUGGCGAAGAAGAAGUCGAAAUAA
Molecule: messenger RNA, 2400 nt
Organism: Aspergillus chevalieri
Lineage: Eukaryota; Fungi; Ascomycota; Eurotiomycetes; Eurotiales; Aspergillaceae
Gene: spb1
Product: rRNA methyltransferase spb1
Exons: 3
Coding region: 1-2400 (799 amino acids)
Biological process (GO): maturation of LSU-rRNA from tricistronic rRNA transcript (SSU-rRNA, 5.8S rRNA, LSU-rRNA); rRNA methylation; maturation of 5.8S rRNA from tricistronic rRNA transcript (SSU-rRNA, 5.8S rRNA, LSU-rRNA)
Cellular component (GO): preribosome, large subunit precursor; nucleolus; nucleus
Molecular function (GO): rRNA (guanine) methyltransferase activity; rRNA (uridine-2'-O-ribose)-methyltransferase activity
Source: RefSeq, a predicted model, not a curated record